UUAUGUCUUAUUCCCAAUAAUUAUGAUUGAGAUAACCUUUUUUAUUUAGAAUUGGUUUUGUUAUCUACGUCUGGUUUCCUAAUCUGAAUAAAUUUGUAUCAAUCCUUUUUUAUGGUAAAUUUGUAUCAAUCCUUAAUCCACCAAUUCAAGCCGGAUCAUUAUUACACAGUUUUUCGAUCUUUUGUCUAGAGACGGAAAAAAUAAAGAGAGAGAAUGAUGAGGAAAGAGGUGAUCGGAGCUACGGUGGCGGUGGUGGUGUGCGGCGUUGCCGCCCUGGUGGUGCAUCGGCGAAUGAAGAAAUCCAGCAAGUGGGCCCGGGCGAUGGCGAUCGUGCGCGAGUUCAGGGAGAAGUGCGCGACCCCUAAUGGAAAGCUCCGGCAGCUGGCGGAUGCAAUGACGGUGGAGAUGCACGCCGGCCUCGCCUCCGAAGGCGGCAGCAAACUCAAGAUGCUCAUCAGUUACGUCGACAAUCUCCCCACCGGUGAUGAGAAAGGAGUUUUCUAUGCAUUGGAUUUGGGCGGAACAAAUUUCCGCGUGAUGCGAGUGCAUUUGGGAGGUAAAGGGGGUGGCAUUGUUAGCCAAGAGUUCACCGAAGCCUCCAUACCCCCUCAUCUCAUGCUUGGCAAUGGAGAGGCACUUUUUGACUUCAUUGCGGAAAAACUAGCAAACUUUGUAGUAGAAGAAGAGAAGUUACAUCAACGGCCUGCAGGGAGGCAAAUGGAACUAGGGUUCACAUUCUCCUUCCCAGUAAUGCAGACUGCAAUUAAUGCCGGUAGUCUUAUCAAGUGGACUAAAGGCUUCUCCAUUGAUGAUACGGUUGGCAAAGAUGUGGUUGAAGAACUAGCAAAAGCCAUUAAGAGAAAAGGUUUGGAUAUGCGUGUGUCAGCUCUUGUAAAUGAUACCAUCGGCACAUUAGCUGGAGGGAGAUAUUCAGACAAGGAUGUAUGUAUUGCUGUCAUAUUAGGAACUGGAACCAAUGCUGCAUAUGUAGAACGUGCACAAGCAAUCCCUAAGUGGCAUGGCCCUCUUCCUAAAUCAAGAGAGAUGGUUAUCAACAUGGAAUGGGGUAAUUUUAAGGCGUCACAUCUGCCCCUGACAGAGCAUGAUCAUGCAAUGGAUGCUGAAAGUUUAAAUCCAGGAGAACAGAUAUUCGAAAAGAUGACAUCCGGUAUGUAUUUGGGAGAAAUUUUACGAAGAGUACUGCUCAAACUUGCUGAAGAAGCAGCCUUUUUUGGCAUUGAUGUUCCUUUGAAGUUAAAAGUUCCAUUUGUAUUGAGGACAUCAGACAUGUCGGCCAUGCAUCACGACACAACGGUCGAUCUAAGGGUGGUUGGUGAAAAAUUGAAUGAUAUUUUAGAGGUACCAAAUAUGUCAUUUAAAAUAAGGAGAGUAGUCGUCGAGUUAUGUCAUAUAAUUGCAACACGUGGGGCGCGACUUGCCGCUUCAGGGAUAUUUGGCAUUUUGAAAAAGAUGGGAAGAGAUAUAUCACGAGAAAGUGGCUCGGAGGAGAAGACCGUGAUAGCAAUGGACGGUGGAUUAUAUGAGCAUUACUCUGAAUACAGUAGAUGCUUAGAGAACUCAUUGUACGAUUUGUUAGGAGAGGAAGUAGCACCGCGUGUCGUUUUCAAACACUCCAUUGACGGUUCUGGAAUCGGUGCUGCUCUUCUUGCGGCAUCUCAUUCCCUCUAUGUUGAUGAGGAGAUGAAUGCUUAAAAUUUAAAUUAGGUGCAUAAAACUCUGUUUCAAUCUCAUGACACUGUUUACAUUACUUUUUAGUUUCUCAUUUACUAUUUAUUGAUUAGAAUAUGAUUUGUGGGAAUUCGGUGCGUGAAUUCUUUGUUGAUGAAGAUUAAUGUAAAUUGUGGCUACUAUUUUUCUAUAAGCCAAUCAUCAACUAGUAAAUAAAGUGGAAACU
Cuscuta epithymum is the source of this 1915-nucleotide messenger RNA. The record is from the annotation of a GenBank genome assembly. Lineage: Eukaryota; Viridiplantae; Streptophyta; Magnoliopsida; Solanales; Convolvulaceae.